This is a messenger RNA of Diaporthe amygdali, 1173 nucleotides long. RefSeq lists its product as uncharacterized. The transcript is spliced from 3 exons. NCBI's taxonomy places the organism in Eukaryota, Fungi, Ascomycota, Sordariomycetes, Diaporthales, Diaporthaceae. Gene Ontology annotation, molecular function: FAD binding. Gene Ontology annotation, biological process: secondary metabolite biosynthetic process. The record is from RefSeq and is a predicted model, not a curated record. The coding region runs from base 1 to 1173 and encodes 390 amino acids.
AUGUCUCCCUCGGCAUCUAUAUUUUCACCUGAUAUUGCUAUCAUUGGCGCCGGAAUUGCGGGGGUAACGUUGAGCAUCGCCAUCUCCAAACAGAAUCCUUCAUUGAAGCUCACCAUAUUCGAGCAACGACCAGAGUUUUCAGAGGUUGGGGCCGGAGUGGGCUUUGGGCCAAAUGCGGUCAAAGCCAUGAGCCUCAUCUCGCCUGAGCUGGGUGAGGCGUACAAGAACAUUGUGACGCUGAAUGGAUGUAAAGAGAAGCUAAAUACCGAUUUUGACGUCUUUUGCGGGGAUGGACUGGAGAAGGGUGAAUUUCUGGGCGAGGUCGUCGCGAGAGAAGAGAAGAUGAGGGUCUGCUUCCGCGAUGGCACCCAUGUGCUGGUUGAUGCAGUAAUUGGGUGCGAUGGAAUUCGAUCCGAGUGCCGCAAGAUCAUUCUUGGCUGCGACCACGAGUUUGCCAAUGCCGUGUACACUGGCAAAUUUGCUUACAGGGCUGUCCUCCCCAUGGAUAAGGCUGUCGAGGCAGUAGGUCGCAUUGCAGAGAAUCGACGCCUUAUCACUGGUCACGGGCGACAUAUCCUUUUCUUCCCCAUCAUGAAGAACCAUGGGCUCAAUAUUGCUGCUUUUGUCAAAGCUCCAGACGACGAGCCCUGGACCGACAAGCGGUGGGCCCUUCCAGCUACGAAGGAAGAUGUCUUGAGAGACUUCGAUGGGUUCCACGAGGAUUCCUACAGGCUGCUAGAGAUAAUUGAGAAGGUUGAUAAGUGGGGGCUCUUCAACCAUCUGCCUGCACCGACAUUUGUUGACGAAUCCGGCAAAUUUUGUAUCAUGGGCGACGCAGCUCACGCCUCCUCCCCACACUGUGGAGCUGGGGCUGGUUUCGCGAUCGAGGAUUCAUACAUUCUGUCGAGCAUGCUUCGCGAGGACUUCAUUAAGUCACCAUCUGACAUACAGCACGCUUUCAGAGCCUUCGAUGCCAUUCGAAGGCCACGAUCGCAAGAGCUCGUGUGGAGGUCGAGGAGGCAAGGCAGCCUAUUCUGCUUGCAGCUUUGCGAGGCUGCUGAUAUGAUCUCAGAUUUCGAGAGCAACAUGAGUUGGGUGUGGGAUGUGGACCUAGAUGCUAUGUUGAGAGAUGCAGAGGCCGAGUUUGAAAGGCUGCUGAAUGAGAGCUUGUGA